CAGGACGGCAUUCUCAUGGACGGAAAGCGAAUCUUUCGUAACCCCGUUCCCCUCUUCCCACGUGCGCGUCUCUCCCGACCGGCCAGGGCACGGGAAUUGAGAGAGAAAGAGAGACGGCAAAGCACAUCCGCCCUUCCCGGCCCGGCCCCUCCAGGAGAGGCGGAGCUCCGAGGACCGCAGUCGGCUGCUGCGCCGGGGCCUGGUGAGGCCGGCAUGGGAUGGUGGUGGCGCUGCCUGAGGCAUCAGCGCACGAGCUGGCAGGCCCUGCGGGCGUCGCGCUUCCCGCCUCGGACGCCCUUCGUCGGCCCUGAGGAGGGUCGCGGCACCUCGACCGCCUCCUCCUCUUCGUCGUCUUCUUCGCCGCCCUUCGUCGCCUUCUGCUCGCCCCCCUGUUGCCGAGGUCGAGCCGGUCUCGGCGCCACCCCUCGCCACCAUGCGCCGCCUCUCUUCCGCCUAAGCGCCGCCGGGGCGGGGCUCUUUCCUUUCACGCCGGCCUCGGUCGUGGCCAGUCGCCUUUGCCAUCACCUCGCCGGCCCGGAGUCCCAGGAGAUGCCCUCCGCCCCUCGCCUCGACGACCAGAGUGAGGACGAAUUCGAACCCGAGACCCCCAUGGCGUCCGAGACCGCCCUGGAGAGCAGCCACGGCAAGAAAAGCAAGAAAUCUAAGAAGGAGAAGCUGAAAAAACAACAGUUACUGCUGGAAGAAAAUGGACUGUCUGAUUCAGAGUUGGAGCCUCCCAAACCAAAGAAAAUGAAGAAGAAGCAGGAAAUGGUUGAUGAUAUUGAAACUGCAGAACAUGAGACAACAUUCCCUGCAACUAAUGGGACUAGCCACUUGAAGAAAAAGCAUAGUAACUCUGAAGAAUCAAAUACAGAGUGUGAAAGUGACCAAGAUCAGGAAAUAACAGAAGAGCAAAGGGAAGGAGACUUUGCAAAAUUUGAUCUCUCCAAAGCAACCAUUGAUCUUCUCAAAGCUCGUGGAGUUAACUACCUAUUUCCAGUACAAGCAAAGACUUUCAAACCUGUAUACGAUGGCAAAGAUGUAAUUGCUCAAGCUCGGACCGGAACUGGGAAAACAUUUUCAUUUGCCAUUCCAUUAAUCGAAAAACUUCAGAGGGAUCCUCAGGAAAGAACAAGAGGCAGAGCACCAAAGGUGCUAGUUCUUGCUCCAACCAGAGAGCUGGCAAUGCAGGUAGCCAGAGAUUUUAAAGAUGUAACAAAGAAAUUAACUGUGGCUUGCUUCUACGGAGGAACAGCAUAUAACAACCAAGUUGAUUUAAUUCGAAAUGGCAUUGACAUACUAGUUGGGACACCAGGACGAAUAAAAGAUCACCUUCAGAAUAACAAGUUGAACCUUUCCAACCUGAAGCAUGUUGUCCUGGAUGAAGUUGAUUCAAUGUUGGACAUGGGUUUUGCUGAACAAGUGGAGGAAAUCCUAGCAUACUCUUAUAAAAAAGAUUCUGAAAACAAUCCCCAGACGUUACUCUUUUCUGCAACUUGUCCACCUUGGGUGUUCAACGUAGCAAAGAAAUACAUGAAAUCCAAAUAUGAGCAAAUAGAUCUUAUUGGAAAGAGAGCUCAGAAAACUGCUACAACUGUAGAACAUUUAGCUAUUGAAUGCCACUGGUCCCAGAGAGCUGGAGUCAUUGGAGAUAUUAUUCAAGUGUACAGUGGUAGUCAUGGACGGACCAUCAUCUUCUGUGAAACAAAAAAAGAAGCAAAUGAACUGGCUUUGAAUGCUUCAAUAAAACAGGAUGCACAGUCAUUACAUGGUGACAUUCCUCAACAGCAAAGAGAAGUGACACUGAAAGGCUUUCGUAAUGGAGCCUUUGAAGUUCUAGUUGCAACCAAUGUAGCUGCCCGAGGUCUUGACAUUCCAGAGGUUGAUCUGGUAAUACAAAACUCUCCACCAAAGGAUGUAGAGUCGUAUAUUCACCGCUCGGGACGAACAGGCCGAGCUGGAAGAGCUGGAAUAUGUAUUUGUUUGUAUCAGCGCAAGGAAGAUCAUCAGCUGAGACAAGUAGAACAAAAAGCAGGGAUAACAUUUAAACGUGUAGGUGUUCCUACUGCAACAGACAUAAUUAAAGCUUCCAGUAAAGAUGCAGUGAGGUCUUUGGAUGCUGUUCCUCCAUCUGCCAUUGAUUACUUCAGAAAGUCUGCUGAACAACUGAUAGAGGAGAAAGGAGCAGUGGAAGCUCUGGCAGCAGCAUUGGCUCACAUUUCAGGAGCCACUUCCAUUGAGCAGCGUUCUUUACUUAAUUCUGAUGCGGGUUAUGUGACCAUGGUACUUCAGUGCUCAACAGAAAUGCACACUAUUGGCUAUGCUUGGCGAGGUCUGAAAGAGCAGCUGGGUGAGGACAUUGACAACAAAGUUUACAGAAUGCGUUUUCUUAAAGGGAAGACGGGUGCGUGUUUUGAUAUUCCUGUGGCUGAACUAAGUAAAAUACAGCAAACCUGGCAAGACACAAGACGCUGGCAACUUUCUGUGGCAACCGAAUUGCCUGAGCUUGAAGAAUCACUGAAUGAGGGCGGCCGCGGUGGAGGUGCUUCAGAAUUCAGAAAUGGACGACGAGGUGGUGGCGGCUCUGAUUUCAGAAACAGAAGACGAGGUGGUGGCUCCAACAGACACGAUAGAUUCAGAAACAGGGGCCAAAAACGAAACUUUGACCGGGCUUUUUGAUAAUUUGUUAAUGUCAAAUAUAAAUGGGACUAGUUAUUUGUUUUAUCAGAAGUAAAGUUAAUUUACACUUU
This is a messenger RNA of Pogona vitticeps (central bearded dragon), 2750 nucleotides long. RefSeq names its product nucleolar RNA helicase 2. Gene Ontology annotation, molecular function: RNA helicase activity; RNA binding; ATP binding. NCBI's taxonomy places the organism in Eukaryota, Metazoa, Chordata, Lepidosauria, Squamata, Agamidae. The record is from RefSeq and is a predicted model, not a curated record.